This is a messenger RNA of Chaetomium globosum CBS 148.51, 504 nucleotides long. RefSeq lists its product as uncharacterized. The coding region runs from base 1 to 504 and encodes 167 amino acids. The record is from RefSeq and is a predicted model, not a curated record. The transcript is spliced from 3 exons. Lineage: Eukaryota; Fungi; Ascomycota; Sordariomycetes; Sordariales; Chaetomiaceae.
AUGGAAACUGUUCACGAUAUUCGGGUUCGACUGGUUGCUUUCCACCCAUCACCUUUACUACCCGAGGAAGGGCAAGACGUGCUGCGAACCACCAUCGCCCGCACCGAAGAGAAAUCCUAUGCGACCAUGUAUCGCUGGAGGCAAGCCAAAAAUGGUUUCAGUGACCCGCAGAAACAGCCUGAACGCACGGAGAAGGACUCCCGGGAAAAGCGCGGACGCCACAUCAAGAUCAUCGGCCCAACACCUGCAGAACUCCAACACAGAGCCGAGCGUCCGAUCCGACGAACCCAGCUCCGCAGCGUUCUCUCACCUCAGCUGUGUUGGCCUGUUCAUUCAGCCCAGGGCCUCGUCGCCACAAGCCAUUUUGACAGCGAACCCCAACCCGGGGAGACCGAUCGGCCGGGACUUCCCUUUGGUACGGAGCCCGAGCCCCAUGCCCAGGCUCCCAGGAGCGAAAACUCUGCCCCUUGCCCUGGCGCCCGGACCGUAGCCCAGUCCCUGUGA